Nilaparvata lugens (brown planthopper) is the source of this 3407-nucleotide messenger RNA. RefSeq lists its product as uncharacterized. Lineage: Eukaryota; Metazoa; Arthropoda; Insecta; Hemiptera; Delphacidae. The record is from RefSeq and is a predicted model, not a curated record. The coding region runs from base 220 to 1326 and encodes 368 amino acids. The transcript has 2 exons.
AGCAGAUAUUAGAUUAGAAAUUGAGUUUGAUAAAGAAGUACCGGAUUCUACUUCAGCAUUCUGCAUUCUUGUAAGCGAUAAUUUAGUCGAGUACAAACCGCUAACGUCAAUUGUACGAGAGAUUCAAUAGUUCGUCGAUAGAGUGCGCACAUACGUAGAAUUUCAAUAUAAAUAGUAGGGUUAGCUUUUGUCUGCUUCAGUUGACUGUAAGCUGUUGUCAUGUGUGCUUCGAUGUUGAGUUCAACAAAGAUGUGCAACUCUUUAAACAAGACUUCUAGAAAGCUAUUCAAAUUGGAAGAAGACGAGGAAAACAACUAUAACUAUACCAAUCAAGGUUCUGAGGAAGAUAUCUACGAUAAACUUUCGUCUCACUACAAUACUUCGGAUGGAAUAAUUGAUCAUGGAACAUGUCAUUCAAAAUCGCCUUCAAAAUUUCAUUCUCGUGGAGUGCAGUGUAAUUUAGAUAGGGAAGAAGAAGAAUUAGCAAGUGCACAAGUGAAAAGAGGAAACGGUGAAAAUCUGGAAGAUAACAUCGAAGUGUUGAAAUCUACUAAAACAGGAUUCGAUAUGAAGAACGGUGAAAACAUAGGUGAGUCAGACAAUACUUCAUCUUGGUGUGUAGUUGAAUUCCAUGGCUAUAAAUCUUAUUCUGAUUCUAAGUUUUAUAUUAAAGAAUUUGCUCUUGUAGAUGCACGUCAAACUUAUGUGCUAUAUCAUUUUAAACCACCGUUUCCUAAAUCUGAUUUACCUUGGAAAAGUUAUCGUGAUGUGUGUUGGCUAGAAUUUUAUCAUCAUAAGAUAAAAUGGGAAAUGGGAGAUACAAUUUAUUCUGAUGAGAUUAUUCAAGGUUGUAUGCAGAAUUAUCAGAAAGUUUUCACAAAAGGAAGAGAAAAGGCGGAUUUCUUAAAGAAAUUUCAUAAUAAUGUUGAAGUAAUACCAGAAGAUUUUAUUAAACCUGACUAUAAUAAAUUUAAUGUGAGCUGGUGUAAAGAUGUAUGUAAAAUACACAGAUCAAUUACCGAGGGGAGGUGUGCUCUGUAUAGCGCAAACCACUAUCUUACAGAACUGCUUGUGAAAACUGAAUCAACGUUUCAACAUCAAAUCGAUUUUAAAUGUGAAAAUGAAAGAAUGAAAUCAAUGAAAAAUUGUCCGUUUUAUACUAAUGAUAAAAAGAAACGGUAUGCAAGACAAGGCUUUUUUUAUAAUGGAAGUGAAGUUGUAUGUGUUUAUUGUGGAUAUCAAUUAUUCAUGCAUAAAGCGCGUAUUUGCAAUCUAAACAGUACUACCAACCCUAUAAAUUUUUCAGUUUUAGUUCCACUCAUAUAAAAAGAGAUGCAGGUAAAAGUUGAUUUUAGUAUGUGUUAAAAGCAGGUGAAGGAAGAAUGGAUCCAAAACAGUGGUUAACGGCUGAUGCUGACUUAGAGAAAAAAUUAUGUGAUUAUUUGGAAUGGUAUGAAGUAUGUGAACAAUCAAUUGUGAAAGCUAGAGCAAAAAAUCGUGAUACAAGUCUGCUUGAAAAUAUAAAAUCAAUUUUUCUAACAACAGUAAAUUUAAACGAUAUUAGUGAAUAUUUAACCUAUUACAGACCUUUCAAAUUAAAUGUGAAUAAACUUAUACAAUUGGAAAAUGAAAUAUUACAACAGCAUAUGACGUCAUUGUCAGAAACCAGUUAGAGUUCAUCGACUUUUUUGCCGACAUGUAGAAACAUGUUCCUGUGCUUGAACUGUGGGGGGAAGAGAGCUAGACUCUAAGUGUAUAAAAAUUUUAAUCAUUCUGUAUUCUACAUUACGUGUGUGAGGACGUGUUUUUCGACUAUGCAAGAGUUUCAAGAUUUUGAUUUAAAAAAAUUCAAUCAAUCAGCACGUGAGGAAAUUCCGAUUGUGCAAAUUAAGGACUUAAAAGCGGACUAUAGUUAUAAAAUAGAAAAAGCGAGAUUAGUGCGAACUCAGUGUGGACUUCGAAUUGUUUUGAAAAUCUACGAUGUUGACAGGAAAAGCGGCGCCUAUUCUUUCUAUGAUGUUUAUCUACCUGAAAAGUUUCUCUCAUCAAUAAAUAUUAACACAUUGGACAGUUUUAACAGUAAAAAAUAUAUAAUGAGAUGUGAACAUCGCGAGGAUAAACCAUCUUUAAUUCAUUUGGAAAAAGCUAAAUAAAAAAAAAUCGAUAGAUCUAAUUUCUGCAGUAUUGAGUUAACUAUGAGCAGACUAGCAGGAAUAGAAGCAACAAAGAAAGGGAUUAAUUAUUGGUGAUACACUGAUAUCGAUGUUGUCUGAACAAUGCUGAAAGAUCAUACAAGUGAGUAGGUCUGUCUAUAGCUGAAUGAAAAUUGAUACUUCUAUAUUCUAUUGAUAUGAAAAUAUUGAUUAUAAUAUAGAUACAAUAUCAAUAUUUUAGUUAUAGAUGGAGAUGAGGCACUAUAACCUCAACGCCUGGGCUUUUUACUGCACAUAUGCUAAUGAAUAUAAGUUUAAUUUUUUAAACUUGUAUUCGUUUUCAUUCAACAGUCAGGUGGAAACAAAAGCUUUUCAGUCUUAAACAAGAUCUUCUAGUGAUCAGUUCAGUUUUGAGUGUGUGUGUGAGAAAAAGAUAGACAUAACCUAUAAAAUGUCACAAUGUAAUAGCUAUUCAAAAUUUAAAAAGUUGUCAAGACUUUUGAUGGGGAUAACUUAUGAAGAAUUUGUUGAUUUAGCAAACAGUAUUCAAUAUUCACAAUAUUGUACAGGAGUUGAUGAUUAUUUGUUUAAAAAAAAACCGAAGUUAGAGGAAAGCAAAAAUAGUGAGCAUAAUUUGAAGAAUUCGAAUUCAAGAUUCUCAAUUCUUUCCGAAAUUUAUGAUUUAUUAGAUGUAAUAAAUAGUGGUUCUGCACAUUUCCAUUAUGGAUGCAGCUGUGAAUGUUCCAUAGCCACAAUAAUUAAUUGUAACCAAUUAUGGGAAGCAUUAUUUGAUCUUGCAUAUCGUAAAUGCAAAAAAUAGUAAGUCAGGCUGGGGGGAGAGGAAAGAUGGAGGUAGCUGUCAGAGCUUGCAGAGAAGGGGAGCCAUGCAAAAAAUAGUAAGUCGGGCUGGGGGGAGAGCUAACAUGGAGGUAGCUGUCAGAGAGAGGCUUUGAUGGCUGCAGAGAAGUGAGCUGAGGUGCGUUCAGAGAGGGAACCAGUUCUUGAGCUUACAAAAUAAAGCUAAAAGCUGAAAGAUCAUGGCGGGCGGGGUCUUAGAUGCCGAAGAGAGGAAACAGGUAUAGUGAGAAUGAAGGAGAACAAGGUGGAGCCAUCAUGGCGGCUGGCAGGUGGGGGCUGGGAAGCCAUUGAAAAUUAUAGUUCCACCUCUGAAACAUAGCUGUUAUAGUCGGAAUAGAACAAGGUGGAGCCAUCAUGGCGGCUGGCAGGUGGGGGCUGGGAAGCCAUUGAAAAUUA